AUGGUAGAUGUAACCGAAAGAAUCAAAGCGAUUACUAACAAUUAUAAAAUAACGAAAAAAGAGUACAUCGAAACCUUCAUGAACAUAUGUCGCGAUUUGAAGUUAACGCCUACUUCUCAUAAAGAGACUAUCAAAAACGGAAGGCUAGAGUGUGCCAAAGUCUUGAAUGCUACAAUCAAGAAAAACAUUCUCAAAAUGUUUAUAGAUGCAGAUGGAUUGUCGUUGUUAUCUGAAUGGAUUACGGAUGCUUUGGAUCAAAUUGACGAAAAUCUCUUAAAGGAACUGGUCAAUGCUAUAAAGGAAAAGUUAAACAGUUGUGGUGGACUUACUGUUGCAAAUGUUAAAAAAUCAAAAAUUGGUAAAGCUUUAAAUUCGGUGUCCAAGUCAACCAUUAUUUCUAAACCAAUAAAGACCAGUGUUGAUGAAUUGAUUCAAGACUGGAAACAAAAAUUCGUGCAAGAGACCCCAUCAACAACAAGUGACUAA
Naegleria fowleri is the source of this 486-nucleotide messenger RNA. RefSeq lists its product as uncharacterized. The transcript is spliced from 2 exons. The record is from RefSeq and is a predicted model, not a curated record. The coding region runs from base 1 to 486 and encodes 161 amino acids. NCBI's taxonomy places the organism in Eukaryota, Heterolobosea, Eutetramitea, Acrasida, Naegleriidae.